UGAAAUUCAUGUACAUACAUUUAAAUUCAGGCCUAAAUAUAUACAUUCUGUUCUGGAUUCUUGUAUCCUGUGCUGCUCUAUAGUUUGAUUUUUGGCAUGCUAGCACAGAUAAAUGGUGUAAACCUGAGCAGGGUGGGUCCGUUCAUUUGCAAUGCAUAUUGAAGGCUGGACGUCCUGCCGAGUUUCCCCGGAGUCCUUCAUUCUCACCGGGGACAAUGAGUUCAGGACUGAAGCUUUAGACCACAUUACUGUGGUGAUCCGUCCAAAAUGAAUCGAAACCGCUACACGCUUCAGGAGCCUGAUGUCAAAGAGUAUCUGGUGAAGGGAGACAGGUUCACAAAAUGGAAAGAAGACUCCAAGAAAACCACACCGGUCACCAUGAAGAUGGAUCCGAAAGGAUUUUACCUCUAUUGGAUCAAUCAGAGCAAGGAAACUGAGUUUUUGGAUAUCGCCACCAUCAGGGACACAAGAGCAGGAAAAUAUGCCAAACUCCCUAAACAUCCAAAGGUUCGUAACGUCUUCAACAUGGAUUUCCCUGACAGCCAUCAUCUGGCCAAAGCGCUGACCAUCGUGACGGGACCGGACACCGUCAACCUCACUUAUCACAACUUCUUCGCUGCUAAAGAAGUGGCUCAGACGUGGGCAGACGACAUUCUGGCUAUAGCAUAUAACACACUGAGAGCAAACGCCUGCAGACAGGUCUUCCUGGAGAAAGUGUAUGUCCGCCUCUCAUUGCAGACCAACAAAGAUGGAAAAAUUCCUGUUAAAAACAUCUUAAAGAUGUUUCCAGCAGACAAGAAAAGAGUGGAAGCUGCUCUGGCUGCAGCAAAUCUCCCGAAGGGAAAGUUUGACACCAUUAAACCUGAUGUGUUCACUGAAGCGGCCUUCAAGACCUUCAUACUCCAUCUCUGUCCCAGACCUGAAAUCAAUGAAAUCUUCACCUCCUUCACCAAGGGAAAGGGUUUCAUGACGAAGGAGAUGCUGACCAAGUUUCUGAACGAGAAACAGCGAGAUUCCCGUCUCAACGAGGAGCUGUUUCCACUCGUCAGACCCGAACAGGUGAAGAACCUCAUAGAGAAAUACGAGCCGAGCUCGUCCAACGCCAGCCGCGGUCAGAUUUCUCCAGAAGGGUUGAUGUUUUAUCUGAUGGGAUCUGAAACAUCGGUGGUGAAACUGGACAAACUGGCCCAGAGUCACGAUAUGACUCAACCCAUCCCACAUUACUUCAUCAAAUCCUCCCACAACACCUACCUCACAGCGGGGCAGCUGACGGGCGUCUCGUCUCCGGAGAUGUACCGCCAGUGUCUCCUCGCCGGGUGCCGCUGUCUGGAGCUCGACUGCUGGAAGGGCAAACCUCCGGAUGAAGAGCCAAUCAUCACCCACGGCUUCACCAUGACAACCGAGAUCCUCUUCAAGGUCAGUUCCUCCAAUCAGAGCUCUCUCGCUCAGUCUCGCUGUGAUUAUGGGAUGCGCAGUGGGAGCUCAUUAUAAUCAGUGCAUGCUACAUUUGACAGAAAUCAAGACAGGUCAACUUUACAGCGGAUUAUUAAUCGCUUUGAUUUACUGAAUCAAAACAUAUGCAUAAAUAACCUCAGGA
Molecule: messenger RNA, 1597 nt
Organism: Cyprinus carpio (common carp)
Lineage: Eukaryota; Metazoa; Chordata; Actinopteri; Cypriniformes; Cyprinidae
Product: phospholipase C, beta 2
Exons: 11
Coding region: 268-1491 (407 amino acids)
Biological process (GO): lipid metabolic process; phosphatidylinositol-mediated signaling
Molecular function (GO): phosphatidylinositol-4,5-bisphosphate phospholipase C activity
Source: RefSeq, a predicted model, not a curated record